Molecule: messenger RNA, 1503 nt
Organism: Marmota flaviventris (yellow-bellied marmot)
Lineage: Eukaryota; Metazoa; Chordata; Mammalia; Rodentia; Sciuridae
Gene: Dmrta1
Product: DMRT like family A1
Biological process (GO): sex differentiation; regulation of transcription by RNA polymerase II
Cellular component (GO): nucleus
Molecular function (GO): RNA polymerase II cis-regulatory region sequence-specific DNA binding; DNA-binding transcription factor activity, RNA polymerase II-specific; protein binding
Source: RefSeq, a predicted model, not a curated record
AUGGAGCAGUCACAGCGUGGCAGAGGAGACCACAGCGGUAACGGUGUUCUCCACCCUGGCCCGGGACUGGUGGCUGCGACCCCUCAUCCCUCACCGCCGGCGUUACCGGUAUCCUCGGGGAUACCAGUUCCACCAGCUUAUCUGCGGCCCUCCGGCCUCUUCCUGCGAGCUGCCGCCGCCGCCGCCGCCUCCACGGCGGGAAGCGGGGGCUGCCGGCCAGUUCCUAGGCUGGAGAGAGGCGUGAGCGCAGUGGGCUGCGGCUACCUGCGGACGCCCAAGUGCUCUCGCUGCCGCAACCACGGUGUGGUGUCGGCGCUCAAGGGCCACAAGCGCUUCUGCCGCUGGCAGGACUGCGCGUGUGUCAAGUGCACCCUGAUCUCCGAGCGCCAGCGCGUGAUGGCCGCCCAGGUGGCGCUGCGCAGGCAGCAGGCGCAAGAGGAGAGCGAGGCUCGGGGACCGCAGAGUUUCUUGUACCCUGGAGUCUCGGGUCCGGAGGGUCGGGCGUCCAAAAGCCGCGGUAGAACGGUGAAUUCCCAGGCUGCCGGCGAGCCUAAGGCGGUGCCCGCUCAGGAAUUGGGUGCCUUGAGACCAGCUAGUGGUCUGGCAACCCCUGCUAUCGAGGUUAUUCAGCAAGAUGAUGCAGAGGACAAACAAGAACAAAAGGGGAGUCAAUGUGACUCAUGCCAGAGUGGACAAGAAGAGCCAUGCUCUAAAUCCCACCAGCUUUCUUUGAGAUCAUCUUCUAAGUCUAAUGGUGCCAUUGGGAAAAAAAGCAUCAGGUCAUCUACUUCAGAACACUCAAAAAAGCAUGAUAGCAUCCAGUCUCCUUACUCUGGGGAGCAAUCAGGAGGUGAAGACAGUCCCAGGUCCUUAUCAUCCUCUGAUCUGGAAUCAGGAAAUGAGAGUGAGGGGGCUAAAGACUGCAUUGCAGUGAGAGCCAGCCUUCCCAUGAUGUCCUCAAGACCAAGAGAUCCUCUUGAUAUUCUUAUCAGGAUUUUCCCACGUUACAGGCUCACCUGGCUAGAAAGUGUUCUACGGUUCUGCAAAGGGGAUGUGGUCCAAGCCAUUGAACAGAUCUUAAAUGGGAAAGAACGCAAGCAAGAUACCAGGGAUCUAGCAUACUCCAGAAAACUGGAAAACACAGCCUUUUCAAGAGCUUCAAAUUUUAGUCUAGCUAGAAUUGGUUUUGGAACUCUAGGUAAUAAAUCAGCUUUCUCUCCUCUUCAAACCCCAUCUGCUUCUUACAGAGGUGAUUCAAACCUCUACAGCUUAAAUCCUAGACUAGAGAUUAGUCCAUUACGACUGGCAUAUUCUUCGCCAGGGAGAGGGCUGUCUGGUUUUGUGUCACCCUACCUAACACCUGGGUUGGUUCCAGCAUUGCCUUUUCAGCCAUCUUUGGAUUAUACUUUUUCAGGGAUGAUAAGGGAUACUUCCUACUUUCCCAGUAAAAGCUCAAUAACUGGUAGUAGGCUGUAUUUUAGACCCAGUCAGGACAGUCUGUAA